AUCAAACCGUUUSUGCGAUCAGCUUUUGAGCUGUAGUUUUUUCUUUAUUCCAAGAAAUAUUGCGCUUUUGGUCAAAUCAUAUUAAUCUUGGAUUACCUUGUCAAUCAAGUCAUUGGAUACUUCUAUCUAUAAGCCCAAGUUAGGACCAGUUGGACGAUCUAAUAGGAAAACUUUCACUUUUGCUAAAAUGCUCUCUAGKAUUCCAAGGCACUUAGUGAAAUCUUCAACCCACCUUCGACAAAGUUUAACCCACAAAUCAUCCACAAUUCUAGCUUCACAAGCGAUCAAUUCAAGAGUGAAAUGUUUACACACUACGGCGCCAACAAACACAAGAAUCGUUCGUUCUUCAUCGCAUCAUCCUGAUAUCUCAAUCCCUACCAACAAAUCGUAUGUGGAGUUUAUCUUGGAACACUGUGAAAAACACGGAGAUAAAGAUGCCAUYGCUGAUGCAUYGACUGGUAAAUCUUUCACAUAUAAAGAUGUUAKUGAUCUGGUAAAGAAGUGUGGAUCAGCCUUCAAACGUAUGGGGAAGAAUCAGAAAGAUGUUGUUGCAAUCUACAUGCCCAACUUGCCUGAGUAUCCUAUGGUAUUUUAUGGCAUUCAAGCUGCUGGUGGGAUUGUUACCACAGUGAAUCCAACAUACACUGUAGAUGAACUAGCUUAUCAACUCCAGGAUACUAGUACAAAAUAUCUUGUAACUACACCAGAUUUCAUGGUUAAGGCGAGGGAGGCAGCGUCAAAAGUAAAGCUUCCAUCAGAUAAUGUUCUUGACAUUGAUACAUUAUGGAAUCUUGUCCUGAGUGAUGAUGGCUCAUAUCUACCUAAAGUUCACACAACUAAUACCCCAAGUGAGGACAUAGUUAGUCUCCCAUAUUCCAGCGGGACAACUGGUCAUCCAAAAGGCGUCAUGUUAACUGAUACAAACUAUAUAUCUCAUGCAUUGAUAACGGGUACUGAGAAAUUUAUGUUCAGAAGGUCUGAUCUACCCCAGCUCCUAGUCAUGGCUCUUCUGCCAUUCUUCCAUGCAUAUGGUCUUGCUUUCAUCAUGGGGGUACACUUUUAUCUUGGAUCAAAGCUGUUUACUAUGCCUCAGUUUGAUCCUGAAGCCUUUCUUAAGGCUAUUGAAGAUCACAGGAUUACAGAGCUUCCUAUAGUGCCUCCUAUUGCAUUGUUCCUUGCUAAACACCCCAUGGUUGAUAAAUAUGACCUGUCGUCUCUUGAAUCAAUCUUGUGUGCUGCUGCUCCCCUGUCAAAAGAAGUGGAACAAAUAUUAAAGAAAAAAUUCCCCAAUGUCAACAUUAUCAGACAAGGAUAUGGUCUUACUGAGACAACAGCAGCCUGCAUUUUAAACCCYAAUGAUAAAGUCAAGAGUGGAUCCAUAGGCGUUUUGCUUCCUAAUCAAGAAAKCAUUGUUAAAGAUUUGGAAACUGGUGAGCAUCUUGGCCCUGGACAAGACGGGGAGAUAUGUGUCAGGGGACCCACUAUUACCAAAGGUUACCUGAACAAAGCAGAUCAAACCGAAGUGACUAUCGACAAAGAUGGUUGGCUUCGCACGGGAGACAUUGGUCAUUACGAUGAAGAUGAGUAUUUYUACAUCGUUGACAGACUCAAGGAACUGAUCAAAUACAAAGCUUAUCAGGUUGCCCCAGCAGAGCUUGAAGCUGUUUUACUAACCAAUCCGUACAUCACAGAUGCUGCAGUCAUUGGGAUCCCUGAUGAAGAGGCUGGGGAGCUCCCUAGAGCAUUCGUAGUGAYUAARGGYGGGAUCACUGCARAAGAGGUCCAGCAGUACGUCGCUGAUAAGGUGGCACCACACAAGAAGCUGAGGGGAGGGGUGGAGUUUGUGGARAGCAUUCCAAAGUCUGCGAGCGGAAAGAUAUUGAGAAGACAAUUAAAAGAUAGAUAUAGAAGUGCUGAUGCAUUGACUGGUAAAUCUUUCACAUAUAAAGAUGUUAGUGAUCUGGUAAAGAAGUGUGGAUCAGCCUUCAAACGUAUGGGAAAGAACCAUAAAGAUGUUGUUGCCCUCUACAUGCCCAACUUGCCUGAGUAUCCUAUGGUAUUUUAUGGCAUUCAAGCUGCUGGUGGGAUUGUAACCACAGCUGAUGCAUUGACUGGUAAAUCUUUCACAUAUAAAGAUGUUAUUGAUCUGGUAAAGAAGUGUGGAUCAGCCUUCAAACGUAUGGGGAAGAACCAGAAAGAUGUUGUUGCCCUCUACAUGCCCAACUUGCCUGAGUAUCCUAUGGUAUUUUAUGGCAUUCAAGCUGCUGGUGGGAUUGUAACCACAGUAAAUCCRACAUACACUGUAGAUGAACUUGCUUAUCAUYUGCAAGAUUCUGGCACCAAAUAUCUUGUGACAACUUCAGAUUUCAUGGCUAAGGCAAGGGAGGCUGCAGCAAAAGUGAAGCUUCCAUCAGAUAAUGUUCUUGACAUUGAUACAUUAUGGAAUCUUGUCCUUAGUGAUGACGGAUCUUAUCUACCCAAACUUCCCACAACUGAGUCUCCAAGUGAUGAAGUAAUUUGUCUCCCAUAUUCUAGUGGAACAACUGGUGUAGCAAAAGGAGUAAUGUUGACWAAUUUCAAUCUUAUUUCGCAUGCAUUAAUCCUUGGCAAURAGAAAUUUAUGCCYUGUGCACCCGAUAUGCCGCGGGCAUUAGUCAUGGCACUUCUGCCAUUUUACCAUGUUUAUGGACUUGCUGUUACAUUGGGAAUGCACUUCUUCAUUGGUUCAAAGGUGUUUUGUAUGCAGAAAUUUGAUCCUGAGUUGUUUCUGAAGACGAUUGAAGAUCAACAGAUCACUGAAUUGCCAAUAGUCCCUCCAAUUGCACUGUUUCUUGCCAAACAUCCYAUGGUAGAGAAAUAUGACCUGUCAUCAGUCAAUCUUGUCACAGUUGCUGCAGCACCUUUAUCCAAAGAAAUCGAAGAGUUAUUAUCAAAACGACUGCCAAAUGUCAGGGUGAUAAGACAAGGUUUUGGUAUGACAGAGACCACGGCUGCUUGUAUCCUUAAUCCAUCAGAUCCAUCCCUUGUCAAAACUGGAUCCGUUGGGCUUCUGCUUCCUAAUCAAGAAGUUAUGGUAAAGGACCUGGAGACAGGAAAACCRCUUGGACCAGGAGAGCCUGGAGAAAUAUGUGUAAGGGGACCCACCAUUACCAAAGGUUACCUAAACAAACCAGAUCAAACCGCACUGACUAUCGACAAAGAUGGUUGGCUUCACACGGGAGACAUUGGUUAUUACGAUGAAGAUGAGUAUUUCUACAUCGUUGACAGACUCAARGAACUGAUCAAAUACAAAGGCUUCCAGGUUCCACCAGCAGAAUUAGAAGCUGUACUCAUAUCACACCCUCUCAUCACAGAUGCCGCAGUCAUUGGGAUCCCCGAUGAAGAGGCGGGGGAGGUCCCCAGAGCAUUCGUAGUGACUAAGGGUGGGAUCACUGCAGAAGAGGUCGAUCAGUAUGUCGCUGAUAAGGUGGCACCACACAAGARACUGAGGGGUGGGGUGGUGUUUUUAGAAAGCAUUCCAAAAGCAGCAAGUGGAAAAAUAUUGAGAAGAGAAUUACGAGAUAAUAAUUCAUAAAUAUUUAAUAUUUAUCCAAGGGAUGUCCCAUUAAUGCAAGCCCACCCACUGAUCACUGAUGCAUGCU
Messenger RNA from Actinia tenebrosa (Australian red waratah sea anemone), 3641 nucleotides. Its product is annotated as putative 4-coumarate--CoA ligase 1. The record is from RefSeq and is a predicted model, not a curated record. Gene Ontology annotation, molecular function: CoA-ligase activity. Lineage: Eukaryota; Metazoa; Cnidaria; Anthozoa; Actiniaria; Actiniidae.